This is a messenger RNA of Rhea pennata, 4916 nucleotides long. RefSeq lists its product as uncharacterized. NCBI's taxonomy places the organism in Eukaryota, Metazoa, Chordata, Aves, Rheiformes, Rheidae. Gene Ontology annotation, biological process: protein ubiquitination. The transcript has 14 exons. The record is from RefSeq and is a predicted model, not a curated record. Gene Ontology annotation, cellular component: cytoplasm. The coding region runs from base 1687 to 4554 and encodes 955 amino acids. Gene Ontology annotation, molecular function: ubiquitin protein ligase activity; zinc ion binding; protein binding.
GUGGGCUGCGUGCCAGCAUCUCCCCUUGAGCAAGGGACACCUCUCAAGGCUGCUCCUCGAGGUCAAGAGAUCCCUCACCCGCGGCAGAUCCUUGGUAAGAGGCUAACAGCAUGCUGAAACUUUGCAAACUUUGCCAAGCUGCAUUUGGGAUUGCUUGUGCUCAUAAUCCUUUAGCUAUAAACUGUUGACCAAGUCUGGGACUAAGACUGGAUCCAGCUGCACCCAGACUCCUUUGAGAAGGAGCCGGGAAAGCAAGGGGUCCACUCUGAACCUCUCAACUCAACGGGAGGGUCUCCUCGAUGAGCCUGUCUGACCCUGUCCUCGAUGCAGUAAAUUCGCCAUCGAAUCCUGUUAAACCGCUGUCUGUCUUUCCACUGAACUUUGUCAAACCACUGCCUUAUAUCAAUAAAAUAUUUUGCCGCUUCUCUCUUACGAGUGAAGUGCAUCGCUCAUCUGCAGCAAAGAGCAAUACCUGUUUUUUCCACUGAGGCCGUCCACAAGCCAAAAAUUCACAGAAUUGACAACAAUUUUGACGUUUUAAGGCUCUAGCAUUGAACCCCAUGAAUUUCAGCUGCAAUUCUCAGAGUUGUGGGGUGGGAGAAACUCUGCCUUUCUGGAAAUUUUGGUCAUGCUUUUGGGGUGGGGAGCUUAUUAAGCACUUUUAUAUCUAUUUUACAGUAUGAAAAUGACUGUAUUAAAGCAUCUUUAUAUUUUUAAAGGGCUAUUUUCUUUCCUGUUGGACAGAUGCUAGAAAAACAGUGGCCAGACCCACCGUCAGCCUGGCAAAUUCGUGUGGCUUUGCUGCCCUCUCUUGACCUGUCCCUUUUUGGAAAGCUCAUAAAAGUGACAGCAAUAACGAGGCCUUUCUCGUUUCAUCACAGACUUGAUGCAGAUAUGAUGGGAGGAGAGGGCUCAGAGUAGCAAUGACUCUUCUGCGGUUACAAGCCUGAAAACCAGCUGGACUGGAAAAGAGUUGAAGGAUUAGGGCAAAUGAAUGAAACUGGGGAGAAGGGACAAUAAUUUUAAUAUGCAAAGGCGUUUAAAGAGCAAAGAGGAAAAGCAUCAGUCUGGACUAUCAGCAAUGUGGCUGCAGACCAGGGAAGCUGCUAGGACUUUGCUAGUUCUUGAAGGCACCACCAGUCUCCAGGGACAUACAAGUGUCUUUGAUCCAUAGCACAGUCUCUAAAGGGUGUUGGCCUCAUGUCCCACCUCACCGCAGGCACAAAGCUGGUAUUACAGGGGUCAGGAGAGGCAGAGAAACUUCUUUGGUGUCCAGAAGACAGCUGGGAAGGCUCAACCUCUCUCAAGUGCCUGUUGGUGGAUGCGAAACUCCUGCUCUAGCUGCUAAUGCAUGUUGCCAAAUCCACAGGGCUCUCUACUGGCUUGUAGGAAUGGUUUCUGGAGACUGCAGAUCCAAGUGCCUUUGGGAAAAGCAAAAAUAUAUUUGAGGGGCAGGGUAAAAAUGGGAUGGGCAUCUCCACUUCUCUUCCUCCCCAGUUGUCUCUAACAACUAACUACUACUUUCCAGCACCAGGUAAGCAGCAUAUGUAAUUCUACUGCCUAAAGCCCUUGGAGAAAGGGGCUGGAUCUCAACUUGGUCAAUGGCUUAGAGUCAGAAGGCGAAAUCUCUCUCCACUUUUCAGACUCCCUCAAAGUGAAACAAACGGGUUACCCUCCUUGGGAGCCAUGGCAGCUAAGAUCUCUGCAGAAAGCCUCCGAGAUGAAGCCUCCUGCUCCAUCUGCCUGGAAGUUUUCCAGGACCCUGUGUCCAUCCACUGCGGGCACAGCUUUUGCCGCGUCUGCAUCACGCGAUGCUGGGAGGGUCUGACGGCAAACUUCUCCUGCCCCCAGUGCAGGAAGACAGUGCCCAAGAAAAGCCUCCGGCCCAACCGAGAGCUGGCCAGUAUCAUAGAAGUGACCAAGCACCUGAGCCUGCAGACGGUCAGAGGGGGAAACUUGUGCAAGAAGCACCAAGAGGUCCUGAAGCUCUUCUGCGAAGAGGAGCAAAUGCUUAUCUGUGUGGUGUGCGACAGGUCCAAGGUUCACCGUAGCCAUUCUGUGGUUCCCGUGGAUGAGGCUGCCCAGGAGUACAAGGAACAAAUUCAGAUACGACUUCGGGCUCUGAAAGAAGAGCAAGAGAUACUUCAAGCUUCUAGGAUGGCUGGAGAACGCAGAGUCCAGGCCUACAUUAAGAAGAGAGAAGCUGAGAGACAGAAGAUUAUCACUGAGUUUAAGCAGCUGCACAAGUUUCUGGAGAAGCAAGAACUGCUUUUGCUGGCCCAUCUGGAGCAGCUAGAUAAGGAGAUACUGAAAUCAGAGAAAGAAGUUCUCAGUGGGCUUUUAGAGAAGAUUGCAGGCCUCAGCACGCUGAUUGAAGAGAUGGAGAUGAAAUGCCAGCAGCCAGCAUGUGAGCUCCUGCAGGACAUCAGAAACACCUUGAGCAGAUGUGAGAGGGAGAAGAUCGAGCAGCCACGAGAAUUUUCCCCUGAGCUAGUAAAGAAAUUCUGUGAUCUCUCAAAGAACACCUCAGCCAUCAAGAAGCUUAUGGAGGAAUUCCAAGACCUACUGGAGCACAAACUGCGUUUAGCAAGUGAACCAAACACCUGCCCUCCAGUGCACCAAAUCCAAAGUGCAAGUGAUGCUGGACCCGAGCAUGGCCAAUCCCAACCUGUUCCCGUUGGAGGGCUGCAAGACGACGCGCUGGGAAGACUGCAAGUUCUACCCUCUGGCCUUCAGAGGUUCGACAUCCGCCUCGUGUGCUCCGCUCCAAGGCUGCGUCCACCUGCCGGGUGGUGGACGUGGAGGCAUGGGGAGCAACGUUGCGAGGCUGGCUGCCUGCUAGGAGGAAUUAUCUCACACGCUUGCCCCGUUCUUGCUGUUCUCCAAGCCACGCUCACGGUUUUGCGGCACGAAGGGGUGGGGUUUAUUUCCCCGCUUUGCAACGAGAAAAUGUCCAUGCUAGAAAGUGGAACGCCCCCGACUUCUCCUUCCUCCCGCAAAGCGAAACUCGUCCGCUCUUCCCUCGGAGGUAGGUUGGCGAGAGCCAUGGAGACGCAGAGCCCUGCUGAAAACCUGCACAGAGAAGCCUCCUGCUCCAUCUGCCUGGAGUAUUUCCAAGACCCCGUCUCCAUCCACUGCGGCCACAACUUCUGCCGCGCCUGCAUCGCCUGCUGCUGGGAAGGGCUGGAGACGAAUUUCUCCUGCCCUCAGUGCAGGCAGACAGCUCGGCAGAAGAGUUUCCGACCCAGCAGGGAGCUGGCGAAUAUUGCCGAAAUCGCCAGGCAGCUGAGCCUGCGGGCAGCCAGGGGCACAGCGGGUUGGGAGAGCUUGUGCAAGGAGCACCAGGAGGUUCUGAAGCUCUUCUGCAAAGAGGACCAAAAGCCCAUCUGCGUGGUGUGCGACCGCUCCCAGGCUCACCGCUUUCACACGGUGGUUCCCGUCGAAGAGGCCGCCCAGGAGUACAAGGGAAAAAUCCAGACCUGUCUGCAGGCAUUCAAGGAGGAGAGAGAAAAAUUCCUGGAAAACAGAAAAUGUGGAGAAAGGAAGAGCUCAUAUUUGGAGAAAACCAAAGAUGAAGGGAAAAAGAUAGUCUGUGAAUUUGAGCAUUUACACCAGUUUUUGAAGGCCCAAGAGCGCCUCCUUCUGACCCAGCUGGCAGACCUGAACAAGGCCAUCACAAAACUCCAGGAGGAAGCCACCACAAAGAUCACAGAGGAGGUGUCCCACCUCGACACCCUGAUCUGGGAGAUGGAGGGGAAAUUCCAGCAACCAGCAAGCAAAUUCCUGCAGGAGAUCAGAAGUCUCUUGAGUAGCUGCGAGCAGAUGAAGUUCAACCCUCCAGUGGAGAUUUCCCCUGAGCUGGAAAGAAGGCUUGAGGAAUUUGUUCAGAAAAACAUCCUUGUUAGAUACACACUGAGGAAAUGCCAAGACAGCCUGAUGUUUAAAUUGCAAGAGCCAACAAAUGUGACCCUGGAUCCAGCCACAGCUCACCCCAACCUCCACCUCUCUGAGGACCAGAAAGAAGCCAGGGGCCAGCUCAUACAGCAGGAUCUUCCAGACAACCCGGAGAGAUUUGACUUUGAGCCUUGCGUGCUGGGUUGCGAGGGCUUCACCUCAGGGAAGCAUUUCUGGGAAGUAGAGGUGGGGCAGGGAGGUGUCUGGGCCCUGGGGGUGGCCCGAGAAUCAGUGAAGAGGAAGGGACAGAUCAGCCUGACCCCCAAGGAAGGGGUCUGGGCACUGGAGGCAUACUAUUCUCUUACAUCCCCCCAUGCCAACCUGCACCUCAACACACUUCCCAGGAGGAUACGGGUCUCCCUGGACUACGAAGCAGGACGUGUGGCAUUUUUCAGCACAGACGAUGAGUCGCCCAUCUUGGUUUAUACUACAGCCUCAUUCAACAGCGAAAAAGUGGUGCCCUGGUUCAAGAUGGGGAUAGGGACGCGCCUGCAAGAAAUCACCCGACACCCACCCUCAGAGGACCCAUCCGUGGCAAGGCAGCCAAUGUCCCCUCUGGACUGGGUGGGAUUCAGGUCUCCCCUCAGGAUCUGUCCUUGAGGUGUCCAUCAGUGAGAUCUCAAAAAGACAUCCAGGACAGAUGGCAACGCGCAACGGCAACUUGCUGUUCAGCUGCCACAUCCCUCUCCGCUUUGAGCUGGUGGGGUGCUACCUCGAGGGAGAUGGGGGAAGACUUAUUUAUUUUACCUUUAAUGGACUGAAUCUUUGUGAUAAGCCUAUAGCUCUUUCUAGCAUGUUUUGUUCCCUUCUGACGUCAGUUGUGAGGCAGGUCCUGAGUGUUCUGCAGAAGGAGGUGGCCUUUCACCAUAAAUAGCAAAGCCUGAUUUGGUUUGGAGAGCUGGUCUUUCUCUGACUGUAUUUCUGAUAUUUAUUUUUAAAUAAAAAUCCAUUUCUAUUUUGCA